AUAAAGCCUUUUUCAAACCAUUUUCGUUACAACAAAAAUUGAAACAGCUCAAACAAUCAGACGAUUCAUCAACAAUAAUCAGCACAGAAUAGAACCAUUUGCAGCAUCUCUGACCAUUAGAAGGUUUAGUUUCGAUCUACAGAAACCGUAGGAAGGAAGCAGAGAAGAACAUUACAAUGGAUAUCAGGCUCAUGGGUUUCGAUAAUCCUUUAAUCUCGACACUGCAGAACAUGCUGGACGGCUCCGACGAGUCAGAGAAGUCCUUCAGCGCUCCCACUAGGACUUAUGUCCAGGACGCCAAGGCAAUGGCUUCCACCCCUGCGGACGUCAAGGAGUACCCCAAGUCAUACGUCUUCAUCAUCGACAUGCCUGGGCUCAAAUCCGGCGACAUCAAGGUUCAGGUUGAGGACAAUGUGCUGCUAAUCAACGGAGAUCGUAAGAGAGAGGAGGAUAAAGAUGGGGCGAAGUACUUGAGGAUGGAGCGCAGGGUCGGCAAGUUCAUGAGGAAGUUCGUUCUCCCUGAGAAUGCCAACAUAGAAGCCAUCUCCGCCAGCUGCCAGGACGGUGUGCUCACUGUCACCGUCGAGAAGCUGCCUCCGCCGGAGCCCAAGAAGCCCAAGACUAUCGAGGUCAAGAUUGCCUGAAGAUUUCAUUUACUGGGCUUCUAUGUUAUCAUCCCUCAUCUUCUCGCCGUAACAGAGGAGAUGCAAUGAAUGUUUGCAGAGGAUUUUGGGUUUAGUGUAUCAGCAUAUGUUUGAGCUUUCUGUUUUUUUUGUUUCUGGGUUGUUUCUGAACUGGUUUGGGAGUCUGUGAUCGUCUUUUGAUUAAGAUGAUGACAGCUCUGUUAUUGUUGGUUUUGAAUGAGAAUGUAUUGAGUAUUUGCCUAAAAAUGAGCUCUUCCGGGGAA
Molecule: messenger RNA, 907 nt
Organism: Macadamia integrifolia
Lineage: Eukaryota; Viridiplantae; Streptophyta; Magnoliopsida; Proteales; Proteaceae
Product: 17.3 kDa class II heat shock protein-like
Exons: 1
Coding region: 177-644 (155 amino acids)
Biological process (GO): response to salt stress; response to hydrogen peroxide; protein folding
Source: RefSeq, a predicted model, not a curated record